AUGUCUUCCGAUGAAAACAUGAACGAGAACAUUUCCUCACUCUUGACAAUGAAAGUUAUCAUUCAUGUGCAGUUGUUCUAUGCUGAUAACAUCCAAUCAGAAGCUUUGACAGUAACACGUAAACGUCCAACAAUUUGUUAUUGGAGUUCAGAGAAGAUUAGAUAUCGAGAGGCAUUUGAACAAGAAAAAGGUAGAUUUGGACUUGGAGAAAUAAAUGAAGAAUUUUUUGACGAACAAGAUGAAGGAGAUACAGAUCUCAAAGACAAUGAUUAUGAUAAAGAUGAAGAUCAUUCUAUUGAGGCAUAUGAAUCAAAAAUAUCAAAAAUGAUUAAUAGUUUUGAGAGAUUGAAGGAAAAACUAAAUUCAAAGCUUAAUGAUGCGAUGAAAGAGUUCCCUGAAAAGGAAAGCUUUAGAAUUUUAAAGGAAAAAAUCACAAAUAUGAUUGUUGAAGAAAAAACUAAAAGCACAACACUUUUUAAUUUCCCAAGUAAUGAAACUGGAGUUGAAGGAAUCAAUUUGACACCAAUAACGGAUAAUGAAGCAAUAAAGAAUGAUGCAGAUAAGAAUAAAAAAGAAGGUGAAAUUGGAGUAAAAGAGAAAGAUGGAGAGAGGAAUGAAAAUAAGAAUGAUGAAGAGGAAAAAGAUGAUCAUGAUAAGGAAAUAAAUAAUCAUGAGGAGACUAUUCAACAAACUGAAAAUGACAAUUUGUUGGAUAAAGUUGUUGACAACAUUCUGGACAAUGUCCUUGGAAUUGAAAUUUCAAGUUUAAAUAGUCAAGAAAAUGAAAUCUGGAAUCACCCUGAAAUGAAAACUAUUUUCGAUAAUAUUGAUGUAGGGUCACCAAUGAGUACAAGUAAAACUGAUACUCUUGCAGAAAAGGAAAAAUCAGAAGGUGUACAUGAACAAGGAACAAAAGUUGAAAAAACAAAGGGAGAUGAUACAUGCAAAAAAAACUCUGGAGAUAGAAAUAAAGGAGGAACAGAAGCUAAGAAGACGAAAGAUGGAGGUGAAGAAAAACAUACAGAAACUGAGAAAGGAAAUGCAGAAGAUAAAAGAAAGAAAAAGUUAGAAAAUAAAAACAAGAAAGGAGAAAAAGCUGACAAGACAAAUGGAAAUAAAGGAUAUACUCAUCCAAUCUUUAGUCUAGGUCUCAGUCAAGAUUCAGAUCAAACUUCAAGUAAAAAAUCUAAUGAAUCUUCACCAAAAAAACCACUUACAAAGAAACAAAUUAAAGACGGCCAUCAGAAGGUUGUUAUCAGAUUAGCAAAGAAAAAUGUUCUUAAUCCAAAUCCAAUCUCUGUAUCAAUUCCUACUGAAGCAGGACCAUCAAAGCAUGAUCUGGAUAAACCAAGAGAGAAGAAGCUUGCUGAUGCUUUCAAAUGCAGAAUAACAGACACAAAACCCAAACUGACACAUCAGGAGAGUAUUGUCUGUGAAUGGUUGUUCAACUUACAAGGCAAUACAUCAGAUGUGGUUGUCCAGACAAAAUAUGGUCAGAUGAAAAAAAGAGCAAUUAUGGAAAGUCUAUAUGCAAACACAGAGAUUUUUGGAGAAGUUUUAGACACUUGGUCUGAUUUACUUAACCACCAAGAACUGAAAAGGGAUUUUGGAAAUUCACCAUACAGACUCUUCUUGAAAGUUGGAGUUUGUAUUGCUUAUAACUUCAACAUUGUCUAA
Molecule: messenger RNA, 1677 nt
Organism: Lactuca saligna
Lineage: Eukaryota; Viridiplantae; Streptophyta; Magnoliopsida; Asterales; Asteraceae
Source: the annotation of a GenBank genome assembly